Conger conger (European conger) is the source of this 8259-nucleotide messenger RNA. It is a transcript of the gene nbas, whose product is annotated as NBAS subunit of NRZ tethering complex. The transcript has 53 exons. Gene Ontology annotation, biological process: retrograde vesicle-mediated transport, Golgi to endoplasmic reticulum. Gene Ontology annotation, molecular function: SNARE binding. Gene Ontology annotation, cellular component: endoplasmic reticulum membrane; Dsl1/NZR complex. The record is from RefSeq and is a predicted model, not a curated record. The coding region runs from base 13 to 7446 and encodes 2477 amino acids. NCBI's taxonomy places the organism in Eukaryota, Metazoa, Chordata, Actinopteri, Anguilliformes, Congridae.
UUCACCGUAAACAUGGCUGGAGAUAUCAUUUCAGAAGGCGAGGAAGAGAAUAUUUUGUACGAUUUAUUAAUAAAUACUGAGUGGCCACCGGAGACCGACACUCAGUUAAGAGGAAACAAGAAACGGAGUUCAUCUGUGAUCGCAAAGGCAGUGACUGGCCCGUUUAGAUUCAUUCUACAUUAUCUCUGGUACAGUCCGUCGAGCUCCUCGCUGCCUCCGGGACUUGUUCGACUCGUCAGUAAACAAAUUAACUGGCAGCUGGUGCUGGCGAGUAAUGGGAAAUUAUUGGCGGUCGUUCAGGAUCAAUGUGUGGAAAUCAGGUCUGCCCGAGAUGACUUCGGCUCCCUCGUCGGAAAAUGCCAAGAAGACGUGGGGACCGCGCAAGUCUUCCGGCGUGGCCCCGGGGCCCGGCAGGGCGCGACGCGAGGGCGGUUCGUUUGCGGCCAUUUCGGGCCGUUAAACCCGUCGAACCGGCGGUCCGUGAGCGAGGCCAGGACUGGGCGCGGCGGUUCCCUCGGCCCUCGCCCCCGCGUCUCCGCCCCCGCCCGUCAGCCCGACCUUCACGGGCGCCGGCAGCCUUGGGCCGCCGCCCGCGUCGUGACAAACGGCCCGCGGCCGAGACCGGCCGUCCUCGGAGCGACGGGGCAGGGACCGAGUCCUCACUGGCGGCGGGUGGCCUGGAGCCAUGACUGCACCCUGCUGGCCUACGCUGACAGCACGGGCACCGUCCGUGUGUUCGACCUGAUGGGGAGCGAGCUGUUCCUCGUCCCCCCGGCGGUGAGCUUCCCCGGGGACUUCAGCUACGCGGCGGCCGGCCUGAUCUUCCUGGAGUACACGGGCAGUGCGCAGUGGUCCGCGGAGCUCCUGGUCAUCACCUACGGCGGCCAUCUUAAGAGCUACCUGGUCAGUGUUGGCACCACGCAGGACUUCCAGGAAAGCCACUCUUUCAGCUUCUCCCCCCACCACUCCCACGGCAUCGCCACGGCCGUCUACCACCCUGGCCACCGGCUGCUGCUGAUUGGCGGUUGCGAGGCCGGGGAGGAGGAGUCCUCAAAGGCCGCUCGCUGUGGACUGACGGCCUGGAGGGCUCUGUCCGGAGCCCCGCACUACAAACAGGUCACCAGCUACGAGGACGACAUGGCCUCGGCUCAGAGACGAGGCUUCUUCAGGAUCCCCAGCCUGCGAAUCUUCGGGGGCCAGAGCAGCGAGAAGGACGGAAUCUUCCGGAUCAGCCUCUCUCCCGACGGUUCGCUCCUGGCAGCCAUCCACUUCUCGGGCCACCUGACCCUGUGGGAGGUCCCGUCCCUCCGACAGAGAGCGGGGUGGGCCCAGGACUUGCAGCCCGGAUUUGAUGAGAUCAACCCGGAGUGGAAGAAUUCACUGGAGAAAAGGAAGAAAAUAAAAGAUAAGGAGCAGUACUACCCCCUGCUGGACGUGAGCUGGUGGAGUGACAGCGCGGUGAUCCUGGCUCGCUGCUCCGGCUCUCUGACCGUGUCCUCCGUGCGCACGCUGAGGAACCUGCUGGGGAAGUCCUGCGAGUGGUUCGAGCCCUCGCCCCAGCUCACCACUGCCCACGAGGGCCGCUUCCUCAGUCUGGAGUGCGAGAUCAAGCUGGCGCAGAAGAGGCUCCGCCUGGAGAGCAGUGCCUGCGAGGACGAUGAGGGCGAGGACGACUCUGACUCGGAGGACGAGUCCUCCGCCCGCGCGCGCUACUUCAGCUACGUCAAGCAGGGCCUCUACUACGUCACCGAGAUGGAGCGCUUCGCCCCGCCCCGGAAACGCCCGCGCACCGUCACCAAGAACUACCGGCUGGUGUGCCUGCGCUCCACCACGCCCGAGGAGCUCUACCAGAGAAAGAUCGACAGCGAGGAGUAUGGGGAGGCCUUGUCGUUGGCUCAGGCCUACGGAUUGGACUCGGACCUGGUCUACCAGCGGCAGUGGAGGAAGUCCACCGUCAGCAUCGCGUCCAUACAGGACUAUCUGAGCAAGAUUAAGAAGCGCUCGUGGGUGCUUCACGAAUGCGUGGAGAGGGUUCCGGAAAACGUGGACGCCGCCAAGGAGCUGCUGCAGUACGGCCUGAAGGGCACGGACCUGGAGGCUCUCAUCGCCAUCGGCAACGGCGAGGACGGGGGCAGAUUCAUCCAGCCCGGCGACUUGGACGUGGAGGACGUUCCUUACGAAGACUUCCUCUCCCCGGGAGAGGAGCUGCAGAGGAAGAAGGAGACCGAGGCGAGGAAGAGGCAGGAGCUGCUGAUGAAGGUGGACUUCGGCAGGUUGACCCUGGAGCAGAAGGAGCUCUGUCGGAGCCGGCUGAAGCUGCUCUGUUACCUGGACCGCUUGGCCACGUACGAGGAGAUCUUAGGAGGCCCACACGCCGCAGAGCAGCGAUACGACGCAGAGUUCUUCAAGAAGUUCCGCAACCAGAACAUCCUGCUGUCAGCGCUGACCUACGCCAGGGAGAGUAACGUUCAAGCCUUGGACAUCUUGUUCACUUAUCACGGAUCGGAGCUGCUCAAGCAUCGGCUGGCCGUCCUGCACAACUUCCCCGAGACCACGUCCCCACACGAGUACACCAUCCUGCUGCCCGAGGCCAGCACGGAUGAGACGGGGAACCUGAGGCUGAUCCCGUGGGACGAGCUGAGUCACCGGGAGACAGACUGGUGCGAGGAGCCGGAGUGCAGGUCCGUGGUGGAGCCCGGCUCUCAGGACGAUGAUGAGUUCCUGUACGAGGAGCAGCCGGAGCUCCUGCGGUUCCGGUCCGCCGACCCGCCCGUCUCCCUCCUCACCGGGUGGUACCUGAGCCGGGCCGAGGCCAUCGACAGCUGCUCCCGCCAGGUGGACUGUGCGCUGUCCCUGGUGCGGCUGGCGAAGGAGCGGGAGAUCCCGGGCCUGGAGCUGCUCUGUGACGACCUGGUCACCCUGGAGACGCUGGUGUACGAGACCGCCUGCGAGCUGAGCCUGACGCUGCAGGAGCUGCAGCAGCUGAAGGACAUCGACAAGCUGCGUCUGCUGAUGAAAAACUCACCGGAGGAGCGGUAUGUGAAGAACACGUACCAGUGGAUGAUGCCCUUCCUCCAUCGCUGCGAGAGCCAGCGUGCGGGUUCCUCCAGCGCCCUGCUGAGGGAGUACCUGGUCUCCCUGUCCAAGGAGGACCUCACCCUGCCCCUCAAAAUCUUCCAGCACUCCAAGCCCGAAUGCCAGAAGAAGAUCAUCGGGGACCACGACCAGCUGAUGUCCGUGGCCCUGGAGUGCAUCUACAGCUCUGAGCGGGACGACCAGCUGUCCCUGUGCUACGACGUGCUGGAGUGCCUCCCGCAGAGGGGCUACGGCUCUCACAGUGUGGCGGAGGUGCUGGAGAAGCAUGGCCUACAGAAGCCCAUCUCCUUCGUGCGGAGCAGCCAGAACAGCCGUGAGGAGGCCCACCAGCUCAUGGUGAAGCUCACCCGCCACACCGGCCGCAAAAACCCUCCGGUCAGCGAGAACGUGUGGAAGGGGCUGCUGCAGGACCUGCUGGACAUGCAGCAGAACGUCUACUCAUGUCUGGAGCCCCAAACCUGCCACCAGAUCUUCACCGAGAGCCUGCUGUGCUCCAGCCGUCAGGAGAACAUCCGGCUGGCGGGCCAGAUGAUGCACUGCAGCUCCCUGUCCCAGGACGUGCCCGUCAGCCUGGCCUUCCGGGGCUCCCGGGGGGCCUCCCACCCCAAAGUGUCCUACAGCAGGAGCGUGGAGCUGGUGCUGGCCUCUGCCCGAGAGUACUUCGACUCCUCCACCUCGCUGACCGACAACUGCAUGUGUCUGGCGCGGUCCUGUUUGCAGCUGAUUUCUGACUGCCCUCCAGACAUCCAGGAAGAGCUGGACUUGAUCAGCGCUCUCAGCCAAUUGGAGGAUUUCGGAGUGAAGAUCCUGCCCUUGCAAGCCGAGCAGCUGUCCCCUCCUCCUGCGGUCGGCCGCAAACCCCCGGCGUUCUCCUCCGCGUUUGAUGAUGUGGCAUUUGUGCCGCCCGCGCCAAAUGUUCCCCUUGUACCUCCACCGUCUCUGGGUGACUCUGGAGCCAGCUGUCCAUCACCUCGCAGGGCCCAGUACACGGGCCGCCAGCCACGGUCCGCCCAGAUCCGAUUCCCCAACGCGGGGUCCGUCUCCGCACCGGAACCGUGCCGCGACCCAUUCGGUCCCAAGAGCGCCGCCCGGCAUCCGAGAGUAACUACCGUAAAAUCCCAAGAGUGCCGCAAGCCCCCGCCGAGCGUCCUCUCGCCCCCCGAAAGGGGACCGGUCGAAACGAACGGACCCCCCCCUCCCCCAACCGCGACCGCAGAGCCUCUCCCUGCAGAGCCGGGCGGCUUCUCCGCCUGCCUUCCGGAAGAUCCUGUACCAGGCAGUGCAUUACCAGAUAGACGCAGACCCCUGCUCAGGUUGGUGAUGGGCAGGGCAGCACGACUGGAGCGUCCGAUGCUGUCUCCUCUCAGGCCGAGGCUAACGCUAACGCCGCUAGCGGCGGGCCGCUCGACGGACCUGCUGAAGAGGACCACCGCUAAGACCAUGGCGGUCAUUUCUAACACCACCACCACCACCAAGGCUGUCCUGCAUGCUGUCAGCGACUCGCAGUGGUGGAAAGCCUCGCUUAACUACCUCCGCCCUCUACAUGGCCAGGGGCCUGGUUCUGCUCUGAGGGGGCCGUCUGGGGGGACCGGGGCUCUGGAACAGCAAGGCUGUAACCCGUUCUACCAAGCCCUGUUUGAUAAUCCCUAUAUUGAUGAAAACGAGGAAAUAUACACCUCCUACGACCACAUUCCUCUGGAAAACUUCGCCGAAGUUUUACUGCGGACCGGCAAGCUCGCCGAAACCAAAAGUGAAGGCCAAACCCUGUUUCCGACCACAGAAGUCCUCAUCCAGCUGGCCGCGGACGCUCUUCCUAAGGAUAUGACGUUGGCCUUGGCCUACUUGCUGGCGUUGCCUCAGGUCCUGGACGCCAACAAGUGUUUUGAGAAGCAGUCGCACUCUGCCUUAUCGCUACAGUUGGCUGCAUAUUAUUACGCCCUGCAAAUAUAUGCGCGGCUGACUCCCUGUCUCAAGGACAAAUGUCACCCACUUUACCGGGCCGACCCGAAGGACCUGAUUGGGCUGGUGACGCAGCACGUGACCGACAGCCGGGAAGCCGAUUGGCCGGAGGAGCUGGAGCGGCUGAUCGCGCAGCUGCGGCUGUAUAACGAGCGGCUGACCGACUUCACCCAGGCGCAGGUCCUCAGUGGGCUGGGCCGAGGCGUCGACGUCUCCCGCUUCUCCGCCGACGGCCAGUACAAGAAGGAGACCAUCCUGGGGCUGGCAGAGACCCUGGAAGACAACGUGUACCGGAUUUCCCUGUCCCUGGCCCAGAGAUACGCCGUUCCUCUUUGGGAGGUGUACAUGACGCAUCUGGAGUUCCUCUUCACCGACAGCGGGCUCUCGACGAAGGACAUCGCGAGUCGGAGCGAGGCCCUGGGCCUGUUCGAGACGCUGCGGGGCGACCCGUCGGCGUUCUACGAUCACAUGACCAAGUACGUGUACCCCAGCGUGGCGGGCACGGACCUCCCGCGGCUGCUGUUCUUCUUCACCCUGCUGGAGGAGUGCGGCUGCGCGGAGCUGGUGCGGGCCUCCAUCAAACCCGAGACCCACGUGCGGCUGCUGAAGAAGCUGAAGGCCGUGGCCACAGGGCUGGACUACAGGAAGCUGACGGACGACGACGCGGACCCUCUGCUGGCCCUGCAGCCGGUGCUGACCAGCCAGAACGUGCUGUCCGUCUCCAAGCUGCUCUCCAGGCUGCCCCUGGGCCCCCGGGGGCCGCUGUCCUCCAGCGCGGUCCACGCCGCCUGGCUGGGGAAGCUCUUCUGGAAGGGGGACCCCCAGGUGCUGAAGAGGCAGCCGCAGUCCGACCAGGACUUCCUGCACGCCUACGACGCCUGCGCCAAGUACCUGGACCGGCUCGUCCCCUCCGACGCCGUGGCCUUCCUGGACGGCGUGACCUUCUCCCCCGAGGCAGCCCGGCUGCUGGCGGUGGAGACCCGGAGAGAGGUCACUAAGAGGGCCCUGAGGGCCGUCAGGCAGCUGAGCGAGAGAGCCAGGAAGAAGGGCGGGGAGGAGAGCGGCCAGCUUCCGGAGAGUUCCCCCGCCUGCUUCGAGCAGGCCGUCGCACACCUGCAGCACUCCCUGGAUCAUCUGGAGUCGCUCCGGCACCCCUUCAUCCAGUCACUCAGGAGCAGUGAGGAGGAGCCCCUGCAGCAGUACAGCCGUGUGUAUGACCUCUCCAGGUCAGACCGGGAGCAGGUCCACGACCUGGCGGUCACCAUGCUGACGGACGGGCGGCCGCUAGGAGACGUGCAGCAGCUGCUGGAGGUGGCCGUCGGGCCCCUGGGCCUCUCCCCGAAAAGAGUGGCCCAGGACGCCAUCCAGAGGGUGGUCUCGGCCCUGAGCGGGGGAGAUGAACACAGUUUGACGGGUGGCAGGGACCCCCUGGUGGUCCUGGAGGGAAUUGUGUCAUCGGUGCACGCCGACGUCCAGAACGGGGGCCGUGCGGUCUCCUCCGAUGACAUCCUCUCAUGGCUGAGGCCGUUCUGCGGGGACCCCUCCCUGCCCGUGAGGGGGAGGAUGGAGGCGUUGCAGAUACUGGAGAGGGCCUUCCCCCUGGGCGAGCAGGACAGCCGUCUGCUGCUGCUCUACCGGAGCCAGGCCGUGCUGGAGCCCUGCUGGCCCCACAGACAGUUGGAGAUGGCCGACGUGGAGAGCGAGGAGGUGAGGGACGGGCUCUUCGCCGAGCUGCUCCUCUCCAGCUCCACGUGGGAGGAGACGCAGCACCUCGCGCUGCUCCUGCAGGCCUGGCCUCCUCCAUCGCCGCCGCCGCCGUCCGGCCCAGACACUGACGCCGCGGCGGAGAGCCCCUGGGUGAGGCUGACCCGCGCCAUUUUGUCUCUCCGCGGGACGGACGGCGAGGGCGGCGUGGACCUGGGCGCGGAAGUGCUGGGCAUGUGCCGCUCCCUCCAGCCAACCGGACACAAGCUGCCUGUGGAGUGCGUGGGGCAGAUUUCGGGCCUGCUCCUGGCCCAGCCCGGGCUGGUUCUCCCGGCCCUGAAGCUGAUGGCGGAGACGGGGGACGAGCAGCUCCUGACGCGCGCCCUGGCCCAGAUGAGAGGCGUCGAUAAAGUGGACGAGUCGAACUGUGACGAGGAGCUGCUGUCCCUGCUCCUGGACGCGGGGCUCCUGAUCGGGUGUGUGGGGACGCUGUUCUACCCCCGCCUGGUGGACCACCUCCUGGCCCACCACCAGGAGAGGGGCUGGGACGUGGAGGGGAUGUGCAGGGAGAUGCAGGCCUCUGGCCGGACCGCAGAGGCCGGCUCCCUGCUCCUGACCCUCCGCGGGACCCACCCGGGCCAGUUCACCUUCAACAGCGCGCUGGCCGCCGUCCGCAGGUGGCUGUGAACGAGGGAGGGGGCGCGGCCAGGCCGGGCGGCCGAUCGGAAGCCAGGUUCUCACGGAACGGCUUCCCAAUUCCUCCCGCUCGAUCUCAAAUCAGAGACGAUGCCUUAGAGACACUCUACUAACUGACCUAUAGUGUAUGUCACUGACACUUUCCGCGAAUGCUCUUUUAUAACAGGUUUAUAACUUCUUUAUAAGCAGUCUAUUACACCUCAAUGAGUGCUACGUAAAUAUAUGAUUGUAUGAUUUACGCUAUGUUUAUGUCAGUAGUUGUAAGUAGGUGUAUGGGGUGUGUUGUGUCAGCACCGAUGCAGCGAGUACUUGCCAUAUUCCCACUUGUAGUUAUUCAGCAUUUAUUAAUGUCUGUUGUGCUAUUGAAGGUGCUAUUCAGUGCUUAUAAUGGUGUUGUAGAGCCCUUAUAAAGGGACAUUCAUAGAAAGUGUAGCCCAUGUGUUUUUCCCGUACAAAUCUACGGUUGUCGACAGUUUGUUAUGGUACUGUGACACAGUGUAUAAUCAUUAAAGCAUAACGAUAAUUGAAUGCUUGAAUUUUGCUGUGACUUUAUAUACGUGUAGGUCCAGGACAACUCUUGAGUAUGCUGUACAGGAGAUCGAUUAACCGUUAUUUUUUGUUUUCGUUUCUUUAAACUCAUUGUUCCCUGAAGCUCCUUCAUGCCACGUGGUUAUUUAACGCUUUAGUCGCAUUUUAAUUUUGGCCAUAAUAACUCAUGGAAAUGCUGAAGUCACAUUGUGCCGGUGAUGGAAUACGGCUAACAGUAUGUUAUCCAAAUAAUAAAGAUUUAAAGAUGCACCAAUA